Messenger RNA from Dendrobium catenatum, 1595 nucleotides. Its product is annotated as alpha-1,6-mannosyl-glycoprotein 2-beta-N-acetylglucosaminyltransferase-like. The coding region runs from base 48 to 1382 and encodes 444 amino acids. The transcript has 2 exons. Lineage: Eukaryota; Viridiplantae; Streptophyta; Magnoliopsida; Asparagales; Orchidaceae. Gene Ontology annotation, biological process: oligosaccharide biosynthetic process; protein N-linked glycosylation. The record is from RefSeq and is a predicted model, not a curated record. Gene Ontology annotation, molecular function: alpha-1,6-mannosylglycoprotein 2-beta-N-acetylglucosaminyltransferase activity. Gene Ontology annotation, cellular component: Golgi membrane; Golgi stack.
GGGCGUACCACAAGAGGGAGUUUUGGAGUUGGGCGUCAAUAAAGUUUAUGGCUUUUUACAAGAGAUCUCAUGCUGGAUAUCGGAGGUUGCUUCCGCUAUUUCUGGUAAUAUUCUCGGUGGCUCUGGUUUUAAUGUUGCUGAUUCGAAAAUGGUCAAUUUCUGAUUUUUCCUACAUAGCUGUAGAAGAAGAAAGUUAUUCUUUUGUUUCGUCUUCUAUGGAGACUGAUAAUCGUAUACUCUUGAACUUUGGAGACUUUAAACCAAAACUUCCUCAAAUGAACGACUUUGCCAUCUCUCUGGAUCGGAGAAACUUUUUACCACCGAGGAAUAUUGAUCUAUUUCCAAAUUUAGCGGAGAACCAUAUAAAGAUUGUUCUGUAUGUUCACAACCGGCCGCAGUAUCUUCAGGUUGUGCUUAAGAGUUUGGCUAAUGUGAAGGGGAUAGGAGAAACCAUGCUGAUAGUUAGCCAUGAUGGAUACUUCAAUGAGAUGGAUAGUAUUGUUCAGGCAGUCCGGUUCUGCCAGGUGAAACAGAUCUUUUCUCCAUAUUCACCGCACCUCUAUUCUGAUAGCUUCCCAGGUGUUUCGAAGGGAGAUUGCCAACACAAGGAUGAUCCUUCUAAGAAGAAUUGCAGUGGAGAUGCAGAUCAAUAUGGCAACCAUCGAUCUCCGAGAAUCGUUUCUUUGAAGCAUCACUGGUGGUGGAUGAUGAAUACUGUGUGGGAUGGCUUGCCAGAGACAAGGUUGCACUCGGGACAUAUACUCUUCAUUGAAGAAGAUCAUUUCAUUUAUCCAAAUGCUUAUCGAAAUAUCCAGCUUCUGGUGAAGCUGAAGCCGGAGAAAUGUCCUGAUUGCUUUGCUGUGAACUUGGCUCCAUCUGACGUGAAGUCAAAGGGAGAAGGGUGGGAGAGCUUGAUAGCAGAGAAAAUGGGAAAUAUUGGCUAUACAUUUAAUAGGACUGUUUGGAGGAAGAUCCAUGCAAAGGCGAGGGAGUUCUGCUGGUUUGAUGAUUAUAAUUGGGAUAUCACUAUGUGGUCAACAGUUUACCCCUCGUUUGGGACUCCUGUGUACACUUUGAGAGGACCUCGGGCAAGUGCUGUUCAUUUUGGGAAAUGUGGGUUGCAUCAGGGGCAGGAUAAGAUUAGUGCAUGUAUUGAUAAUGGAGAGGCAAAGUUUGAAUUGGAGAACGUUGAUAAGGUUCCUAAUAUCAACAUUGACUGGCCAGUCUAUGUAUUCAAGAAUCAAGAGGGAUACCGUGCAGGUUUCAAAGGAUGGGGAGGAUGGGGUGAUCAUAGAGAUCAGGAGCUUUGCUUGAGUUUUGCUUACAUGUAUCACUCUUCUGAUGCUUUACCCAACGGAAGAGAUGCUUCCAAACAUUCAUAAGAUUUUUUGUCUCUGCAGGAUUAUAUGAAUCUGGUCCAAAGCUUGAAAGGUUCUGUUUGCUUUUGCCUGAAUAAUUCUUCAUAACCAUUGUAAGAUUCUCUUGAGAUUAAUCCCUAAGCCUAUGUUUAGUUGAUGAGCAUCUUUCAGCGACUGGAAAUAGAAAAAGGUGGUUGGAAUGCUUAAGUUAAUGGCUAUGAAAUUUUAUUUCAUUUC